CGCGGUCUGGGCAGCAUCUGCGGGGAUGCGCAGCCGCUGGUUGCCCGGCUCCGAGCAGUUUCCCUUUUAAAUGUCAGCAUUCGGGGCUGGAGGGGCAGCACGCGGCGGCGGAACGGAACGGUCGGAUUGGCCGCGCGCCGUAGUUCUAGACGCACCUCUCCACCGAAGGGCCCUUCUGACUGGCAGGGGGAGAAAGUAAACAGAGUUGAAUCACCCUCCCCACUGGCCAAUUGGAGGGGGCCUGGAUUGUGACGUGAUGGGAUUCUGCGAAAUUGUUACUGAGCUGGAGAAUGCCGGAGAGGCGCGGCGCGGCAGGACCAGGGGCUCAGCGGCCGUCGGCGGACGCGGGAAGAAGUGUCUUGUAGCCGCGGCGCCCCACUCAGUCCCGGCCCCCCUCGUCCGCGUACUCGGCUGAUGCCCCGGGGCGUCAGCUCAGCGGAGAGGCGGUCGAGGACGUGCGCCUGGCUCGCAGUUGGCUUUCUCUGGGACUCGGACACGUUUGCAGUCGAAUAAACUUGCGACCGCCACGUGUGGCAUCUCUCCAAGGAACCGGCUCAGGAGGAGGGCGCGCCCAUCGUGGGAUCGCGCGGGGCGUUGGGCAGGGCGGCGGCGACAGUGGCGGAGCCGGCCGCGGCUGCUGCGUGCGGAGGCGCUGCCGGUUACGUAAAGAUGAGGGGCUGAGGUCGCCUAGGCGCUCCCGCGAGUCGCAAGCUCCCGCGCCCCCGCCCCCUCGGCCGCGCCGCACCGCGCUCGUCGUCCGAGGCCAGGGCAGGGCUAGCCGAAGCUCCGCAGCCACCGUCAAGUUUGGCCGCACCGCCCGGGCUGCCGUCGCCCGCACCAUGUCCGCGGCCGCCUACAUGGACUUCGUGGCUGCCCAGUGUCUGGUUUCCAUCUCCAACCGCGCCGCCGUGCCGGAGCACGGGGGCGCUCCGGACGCCGAGCGGCUACGACUACCUGAGCGCGAGGUGACCAAGGAACACGGUGACCCGGGGGACACCUGGAAGGAUUAUUGCACGCUGGUCACCAUCGCCAAGAGCUUGUUGGACCUCAACAAAUACCGACCCAUCCAGACCCCUUCGGUGUGCAGCGACAGUCUGGAGAGUCCCGAUGAGGAUAUAGGAUCCGACAGCGACGUGACCACCGAAUCUGGGUCGAGUCCUUCCCACAGCCCGGAGGAGAGACAGGAUUCUGGCAGCGCGCCCAGCCCGCUCUCCCUCCUCCACUCUGGAGUGGCUUCGAAGGGGAAACACGCCUCCGAAAAGAGGCACAAGUGCCCCUACAGUGGCUGUGGGAAAGUCUAUGGAAAAUCCUCCCAUCUUAAAGCCCAUUACAGAGUGCAUACAGGUGAACGGCCCUUUCCCUGCACGUGGCCAGACUGCCUUAAAAAGUUCUCACGCUCGGAUGAGCUGACCCGCCACUACCGGACCCACACUGGGGAAAAGCAGUUCCGCUGCCCACUGUGUGAGAAGAGAUUCAUGAGGAGUGAUCAUCUCACCAAGCAUGCCCGGCGUCACACCGAGUUCCACCCCAGCAUGAUCAAGAGAUCAAAAAAGGCUCUUGCCAGCCCCUUGUGAGGUGCUCCUCAUGGCAGCCAGGCAGAGAUGGGUCCCCGGAAGGACAGAGCUCCCAGGAAACAGACGGACACAUUUGGAAAUCUGCCACAGCAGAGGUGCGCUGGCCACAGGAGGUCACUGCUCUUUGGUCAAUAUUCUGAUACUCUCCCUGCACUGUUUCCAAAAAGCACAUGGUAGCCUAAGAUCAAAGUCAACAUUUGGUCCCCUUGCAGAGGCAACUCUGAACCGUCUCUGACUGUUGGAGGGCAGGCAAAUAAAUGCUUUUGGUAUUUUCUCCUUUGUUUUUGGGGGGGGUGGGGGGAGGGGCAAGGCCAAGACAAGGGGUAGGAUUUUGAAGCUUCAGACUGGUGGUGUACAUACGUCUGACUGGGUGAGUUGACCCCUGGCCUCCCACAGUGACUCUGGAUCCUUGAUGCUUGCUGACUCUUGGAAUUGUUUUUCUUCUCAUUUAAUGUAACGACCGGUGUGCUUCAGUUUGUUUAGCAGAACCACUCUCUUGAAUCACAUUAACUUUUGAGAUUUAAAAAAAAAAAGAAAAAAAAACAAACCCUCCAUAGCACAGCUGUCUUUUCUGCAAGCAGGAGCACACCCACUCCAGCAUGAUUUGUCAUCUAAAGACUUGAAAACAAAACAAACAAACAAA
This is a messenger RNA of Mus pahari (shrew mouse), 2217 nucleotides long. RefSeq names its product Kruppel like factor 9 (gene Klf9). The transcript is spliced from 2 exons. Gene Ontology annotation, molecular function: DNA-binding transcription factor activity, RNA polymerase II-specific; RNA polymerase II cis-regulatory region sequence-specific DNA binding. Bases 840 to 1574 code for a protein of 244 amino acids. The record is from RefSeq and is a predicted model, not a curated record. Lineage: Eukaryota; Metazoa; Chordata; Mammalia; Rodentia; Muridae. Gene Ontology annotation, biological process: regulation of transcription by RNA polymerase II.